This is a messenger RNA of Lucilia cuprina (Australian sheep blowfly), 5756 nucleotides long. RefSeq names its product gastrula zinc finger protein XlCGF48.2. The coding region runs from base 1145 to 3451 and encodes 768 amino acids. The record is from RefSeq and is a predicted model, not a curated record. Gene Ontology annotation, molecular function: DNA-binding transcription factor activity, RNA polymerase II-specific; RNA polymerase II cis-regulatory region sequence-specific DNA binding. Lineage: Eukaryota; Metazoa; Arthropoda; Insecta; Diptera; Calliphoridae. Gene Ontology annotation, biological process: regulation of DNA-templated transcription. The transcript has 3 exons.
GACGACGUCGACGACAACAACGUUCGACGACCAACAGUUAAAAAACACUUUGUUAUUUAUCAGUAGAAGGGAGUGGUACGUCAAAAACUGACGCACAUCCGCAGAAACUGUGCAAAAAACAUUUUACAAUUUUACUACUAAUUCUGUUUUUUCAUUUCUAAGUUCAUCAUUAGUUAAUAAUAAUAACUUUAAAACAAAUAACUAAAAAAUCUGUUCAUGAUUUUCAACUAAACCAACAAUCAAGUUCUCUACAAACUAUUUUAUAACUUCUUCGUAAAAAAAGACAGAAAAAAAACUAAUACAAUUUUUUUUUAACCAUAGAACCAAAGAAAAAAAUCAAUUAUAUUCAACAAAUCAAUGGUUUUAUGACUGUUUUAACUAUUUUUGUUUUCACUGUUGCUAUCCAAACUAUAAAAAAUCCAUUUAAAAGUUCUAAAGGAAAUAUAAUGAAACAGUUUUUCUUUUGUGUGCUUUUAAAGUGAUAGUGGAGUUGAUGACAAAGAAUAUUUUAAAAUAAGUACUACAGUAAAAUGGAACCUAAAUAUAUUAUGCAAAAAAUAAUGAAAAAAGUUAAGCUGGUCAUAACCUCAAAACUAAAGAAACAAUAAAAUUGACGGAUAAAUAUUCAAUAUGAUCUAAAAUCGAGAAAAACGUUUGAUUCUCCAAGCCCAUUUGGAACUAUUAAAAGUAUUAAUAAACGUUAUUCAGAAAAUUAAGUAAAUUAAACAUUUUAAAAUGGAAUUUAAAGAUAUAUAAAAAAAUUUUAGUCAACCAACACAUCGAAAGCAAUACCUAACCUGUGAAAUACACAACUAAAAAAACUCUUUUAUAAAAAUCUAAAAUUAAUAAGUUAUUAAUCUUUAAACUGUAAUCAUUGCCGAACAAAAUUUAACAAAGGAAGAAUGUAAUGACAACAUUCACUAAAAGGAUUAACUUGAUAAGUAGAUAAAUGUUUGUAUCAACGACAAGUACAUAAACAACACAAAUGAAAUCAAAACUUUAAAAAGAGAAAAUAUGGACUAAUAACAAGUCUCAAAGAACCAACAAAUACAUCCUUGAAUAUAAAAUAGGCAAACCACAAAAAGGAUAACAAAAGUAGCUGGAAUAAAUACAAAAAGAGAAGGAAACUGUUAAUGCCACAAAAAUGUCUGUGGAGUGUAUGGUGGCUGCAAAUAAAAUAGUGUUGACAAAAAAUACUACCACUAAAGCUGUAACAACACCAGCAGCCACAUUUUCUAACCAACAGCAACUACAGACGCAAAGUGGCACGACGACGGGAAUUAUUGUCAACCAAACUCAACGUCGCGCCGCACAAAAUGCGAAACAAUUACGUCAACAGCAAAUGGUGGUGGGUCAACAAUAUCAGUCGCAUAAGGAAUAUCAUGAGGAACUUCAUCAGCAACAAAAAACUCAACAAACAGCUACAAUCUAUAUUGUUAAAAAAUCAACAGAUUUAAACAAUGUCAGACACAUAAGUCCCCUUAUUUCUACAAUCAGCAGCACAAAAACCCACGUUAGCAGCUUUAACACCAACGCUGGCACAAUUUCCUCUACCGAUAUUGUGGUUAAUGACAACAUUAAUAAAAAUACCGCAUAUCAAUCUAUGGAACAUGAUUUACAAAUAACAUUAUCACCAGAAACAGCUUCACAAUCAACAUCAAUCUCAGCACCGUCAUCACCUUUAGCACGUUCAGAUGUAACUUUAGCAACACAACCAGCUCUAGCUGUAACAUUGUCCAGUAACAAUGAGGACAAUGUAGAACUCUGCGAACGUUUGGAAUGGUCAGCUGCUAAAUCUUUAGUGGAAAUGAAUGCCAAAGACAAACAACGUAGCAACACCAAUAUUACUCCAAAUUGCAACAUUAACUAUAGCAAUAAUAAAGCUAUUGGCAACAAUAGACGUAACACCAGCAACAACAACAACAUGACUACAUACAAACAGCAACAAUUUAUACAACUGCCAAUAACUAAUGAGUACUUAACUUCAUCUUCCAGUAAUAAAAACGAUGCAAACAUUGACCAAACUGUUGAUGUUAAAACGGGAAAAGAUUAUGGCAAAUAUAUCGGACGCAGUCCCACUGAAGAUGGUAAAGUAAUAUUUUAUGCACCGCCAGCUGGUGGUUUAAACUCAAAUGUUCAGCGUACUAACAACACCAACCACAAAACAGUUGUUAAACUUGAGAACGCCUCUACAAUACCAGCACUAGUCUAUCGAGAGCGAAGCAUUGAGGAAACUGAAGCAGCUCAUGAUUUGUUAUCGCUGUCGCAAAGCUUACCACCCCUUACACCACCAUGUGUUGUAACAAUAUUGCACCAAGAUUCAAAUGCCACCUCCACUCCGUCAUUACCAUCGCAUUCCAUAUCCACUCCAAAUGGUACGCUGAAUACCCAUAAAUCACAAAUGCAAGAGAUAUCAAGUACUUCCAGACAAUUACAACAACCAAUGCACUGUGCCGGUAUUAUACAACCCGAUAAUUUAAACGUGUUUAUCGAAACAGACCAAAAUCCGAAUCAUAAUUCCACUUCAAAAAUUCGCUAUAUCAGUUCGUAUGACUCGCAACAGCAGCAGCUUCAAAUGAACCUUAACAAUCAUCACAUCCAUCAUCCGAACCACCAUAGUGGUCUGAGUAAUUCCAACAAUUGUUCGCCGUUGACACCACCCAAUUCCGAUCAUUCGUCGGAUAUUGAUAUUGACAUGUCUUCCUCAUCGGAAUCCGGCCACUCUAAUUCCCAUCCACCAUUGCAAAUCUGGCGUACCGAAUUAUCAGAUGCAUCUGCAAAAAAUGAUUUAAAAAUCUCCCUUAACAUUGUGGAUGGUCGCACGAAGGCUUGCAAGAAAAAGGGGGAACAAAAUAGUAAAUCGGAAACGACUAAAAAACCGAAACGCGGUUGCUAUAAAUGUUCGGAGUGUGGCAAACAAUAUGCCACCUCCAGUAAUCUGUCACGUCACAAGCAAACUCACAGAUCUCUCGACUCUCAGUCUGCCAAAAAAUGUAAUACCUGCGGUAAGGCUUACGUCUCAAUGCCUGCUUUAGCCAUGCAUUUGUUGACUCACAAACUUUCACACAGCUGUGAUAUAUGCGGUAAACUGUUCUCAAGGCCUUGGCUACUUCAAGGCCACUUAAGAUCUCAUACUGGCGAAAAACCCUAUGCUUGUGUUCAUUGUGGUAAAGCCUUUGCUGACCGUUCCAAUUUACGAGCACAUAUGAUGACUCAUUCGGUGGAUAAAAAUUUUGAAUGUAAACGAUGUCACAAGUCAUUUGCCUUAAAAUCUUAUUUAAACAAACAUUUAGAAUCGGCUUGCAUCAAGGAUGCUGGACACCAUGGAGAUGAGGACACCGAAGGUAUGGAGGAAGGUGAAACAUAUAACAGAAUUCAUGAUACUUUGAGUGGUAGUGUCGAGUCCAUGGAAUCGGGAGAAGAAAAUGAUGAAGAUAUUAUUGUAGCAUAAAAAGAUGUAAACGCUAAUGGUAAGUAAAUAAAAUAAUCUAAAACCCUACAAAAAUUUCAAUUAAAUAACACUUACAAAAAGUUUUUAGAUUUAGAGUUAAUUACAUUGUACGUGGGUCUAUAGAAAGAUAUAGAAAAUAUAGUUUUUAUUAAACAAUAAAGAAAAAAGAUACAAAUUAAUGUUUGUCAUCAUCUCCAUCAAUUAAUCGUGUUCUCAAACUAUUUAAAUUUUGUAAAGUGUCCUUCCGUUGAAUCUGACCAUGAAUUAUGAUUGUAAUAUAUUAGGAACGUCUGUCAGUCUGUCUGUUACAAAAUCGGUAUGAAACGACACUUAUUAAAAAUGGAUGAAUUCGGUUCUUGAUUUCCAAUGGCCACAUAUAUACAUAAAUAUUUAAAAUUUAAAGAAAUCGUUAUAAAAAAUGCCAGAAAAACUUUAAAGUCUGUAUUGUAUUUUCUAUUAACUUCAAAUGUUUUUAAUUAUUUAUCUGUCCUGUUUAUUAUCUUCUAGACAAAAUUUAAAAUAGUGUAAAGCACUAUUGUGAACGUAAAAUUUCUUUAUGUUGAAUAAUUUUGGAAAACAAAUAAUUAUUUAUAAUUUAUUUGGAAUGAACAUUAAGAAAGUGAACAUGAUGGCAUUUUUGAUUUGUGUCUUUCCCAAAUUAAUAAAAUACAUAUAAGCUAAAACUUAAUCAGUGACACACUUAAGAAAGUGUAAAUUUUUAUAAACAAAAGAACUUUAAUAUAUAUUAUAUAAUUACAUACGUAUUUAAACAAAUAUUAUAUUGUUAAACAAUUUUUGGAUUUGUUUAAAAUAGGUAAACGCUGGCUACAGCCCAGCAAAACACUUUUAUAGCAUUAAAAAUAAUUAUGCAAAGCAAUUUUUUAUUUAUACAAAACCAUACAUUUAUUUACAAUAAAAUAUUAAUUAAAAAUUUUUAAUAAGGAAAUUUUAGAUAUGUAAUUAAAAAAUCCAAAGCUAAAUCGGCUAAACCAACUUAAAGUAAAAAUCCCAUGCAACGAAUAUUAUGGAACAUAAGUAGAAAUUCUAUUUAUACAAAAUUAUUAUUACAAACAUAUAAUUAAAUAUACAUAUAUGUAUAUAAAUAUAGUAAUAUAAUUAAAAUGAAAUAUUUAUACUAAUGAUAUAAAAUUAAAAAAAAAACAUAGUAACAUAUAAUAUCUUGAGAUAAAGUACCAGUGAAAGUAAAAGUAAUAAUUAAUUAAAGCAAAAUAAACAUUACAAAUAUGAUUAUAUUGUUAAGCGUAAUGAUUAUUGAAAACUGUUAAUUUAAAUAUUCAUUGGUUAAAAUUAAAAAAAUAUAUAAAUUUUUACUGAGCACGCUUAUUUAAUCAAUUUUAACUUUAUUUAAAGUUUUCAUGUUUUGUUUUAUAUGGAUGAUUGAUUUAAUCAAUCCUUGAUAUAAUAUCUACCAAUCAAAUAUUUCGUUGAUAUUUCUCCAAAUUCUUUCAAAUAAUAAUGCCUUUAAAAAUCGAAAUUUUAUAAAUAUUUUUUGCCUACAUUUCCCAUUUUUUAACUUAUAUGCAUCAUGAUAGGUCUGAUAAAUAUAUAUUUUUUUGCUUUAUAUCAGUUUUAUAUAUUAUAAAAUAUAUAAAUUUUUGCAAGUUUACCUUUAAGAAAGAAUAAUAAAAAAUUAUAUUGAAUACCAAACAAAAAAACAGCUCAAAAUAGUUUAAAAACAGCUAAGUAAAUAUAGAGGUUAUAUUAUUACAAAUAAUUAGAAAUGCACAAAAAAUAUUUUAUUUAGUUACUCAUAACUAAUUUAAACAAUUAACAUACAAACGAAGGUAGCAAAAAGGAUUGUUCAUUCACCGGUCGCAGUCACAGUAUUUUUUAAACUCUAAUAGGGUCCAAAAUAGUAAAAACAAUGAAAAAAAUAAAUAAGUAGAACAACAACAAAAUACAAAAGCUAGUUAUUUUAAGCGAUUCGUAAGUAAAAUGUUAAAAGAAAUUGUUGAAAAUUAAAAAAAAGAAAACAUUUAAAUAAAUAGUAAAAUAUAACGUCCAUAAAUAAUAUAGAAAUUUAUACUCGUACUAAAAUGGAAACAGUUACCAAAUAAAAUCAAAUCAUUGUUAUUGAUCCUUAAAUAAAUUUCAAUAGUAUUUCUCCAGACUAAGACUCUAAAUCUAAAUGCGGCUUAUUACUUUAAUCAAACGAAAUUUUCAAUAAAAAAUUUAACUAAAGAUAUCCAAUAAAGUUUGCAAUAGCAAUUAAAUGAAAUAGUUUUAAAAACAAAAAUUAUAUUCUAGAUAUAAAUCUUAAAUUUAUAUAACUACAAAAUCUUAA